Molecule: messenger RNA, 2501 nt
Organism: Chinchilla lanigera (long-tailed chinchilla)
Lineage: Eukaryota; Metazoa; Chordata; Mammalia; Rodentia; Chinchillidae
Gene: Irx5
Product: iroquois homeobox 5
Biological process (GO): regulation of transcription by RNA polymerase II; neuron differentiation; cell development
Cellular component (GO): nucleus
Molecular function (GO): RNA polymerase II cis-regulatory region sequence-specific DNA binding; DNA-binding transcription factor activity, RNA polymerase II-specific
Source: RefSeq, a predicted model, not a curated record
GGGGAGGAGAGGGGGAGAGGGGGGCGGCGGAGGAGAGGCGGGCGCUAGGGAGGGGCGAGGGGAGCGCCAGCGAGCGGGAGAGGGAGCCGGGAAGGAAGAGGGAGAGGGCGAGGCGCGCCUGGCGGCCGGGUUGGCUGUGGCCGCACUGAGGCUCCUGCCAGUCCUCCCACCGACUACACCCCGGGAAGGAGGAGCUUCGGGCGCGCACAAGGCGUCAGAAUCCUCAAUUUCCAACUUAGCAUCUUGGCAGGACCUUUGCUAAGCCAAAAGCAGAGCCCCCCGGUGCAAAGAGAAAGCAGCAAGGAGGGGAGGGGGGGAAAAAAAGCCCAGCCCGAGAGGGAGAGGCGCGCAGAGGAGCGGGCGCGGCGGUCGCAGCCGGAGGCGCGCGGGAAGCCAGCGAGGAGGCGCCGCGGGCCGGAGCCAGGGAGCCCGGGCUCGAAGAGCGGAGGUCCAGGGCAGCCAGAGGCCAGGUGCCCGCCCGCUCGCCCUCGCAGGGCGCCGCCCGGCUCGUUGGCGGCUGCGGCGCGGCGCGCCCCAUGCCCGUGUGUGGCCAUGUCCUACCCGCAGGGCUACUUGUACCAGCCGUCCGCCUCGCUGGCGCUCUACUCGUGCCCGGCGUACAGCACCAGCGUCAUCUCGGGGCCCCGCACGGAUGAGCUCGGCCGCUCGUCCUCCGGCUCUGCGUUCUCGCCCUACGCCGGCUCCACCGCCUUCACGGCGCCCUCGCCGGGCUACAACUCGCACCUCCAGUACGGCGCCGACCCCGCGGCGGCCGCCGCCGCAGCCUUCUCCUCGUACGUGGGCUCACCCUAUGACCACACACCCGGCAUGGCGGGCUCCUUGGGGUACCACCCGUACGCGGCACCCCUGGGCUCAUACCCAUAUGGGGACCCCGCGUACCGGAAGAACGCCACCAGGGACGCUACGGCCACGCUCAAGGCCUGGCUCAACGAGCACCGCAAGAACCCCUACCCCACGAAGGGCGAGAAGAUCAUGCUGGCCAUCAUCACCAAGAUGACCCUCACCCAGGUGUCCACCUGGUUCGCUAACGCGCGCCGGCGCCUCAAGAAGGAGAACAAGAUGACGUGGACGCCGCGGAACCGCAGCGAGGACGAGGAGGAAGAGGAGAACAUUGACCUGGAAAAGAAUGACGAGGACGAGCCCCAGAAGCCCGAGGACAAGGGCGACCCCGAGGGCCCUGAAGCAGGCGGAGCAGAGCAAAAGGCGGCUUCGGGCUGUGAAAGGCUGCAGGGGCCGCCCACCCCCGCCGGCAAGGAGACUGAAGGCAGCCUCAGCGACUCGGAUUUUAAGGAGCCGCCUUCCGCCGCGGGAGAGCUGCCCCCGGGUCCCGGCGGGCCCUCGGUCAUCCACUCGCCGCCACCGCCGCCGCCGCCGCCGCCGGCGGUGCUCGCCAAGCCCAAACUGUGGUCUCUGGCCGAGAUCGCCACAUCCUCGGACAAAGUCAAGGACGGGGGCGGCGGGAGCGAGGGAUCUCCGUGCCCGCCGUGCCCCGGCCCCGUAGCGGGGCAAGCCCUGGGAGGGAGCCGCGCGUCGCCAGCCCCGACGCCUUCGCGCUCACCCUCGGCGCAAUGUCCUUUCCCUGGCGGGACGGUGCUGUCCCGGCCCCUGUACUACACUGCACCCUUCUAUCCCGGCUACACGAACUAUGGAUCCUUCGGACACCUUCAUGGCCACCCGGGGCCUGGCCCAGGCCCCACUACCGGCCCGGGCUCUCAUUUCAAUGGAUUAAACCAAACCGUGUUGAAUCGAGCGGACGCUUUGGCUAAAGACCCGAAAAUGUUGCGGAGCCAGUCUCAGCUAGACCUCUGCAAAGACUCUCCCUAUGAAUUGAAGAAAGGUAUGUCCGACAUUUAACGCGGGCUGCGUCGGUCCCGGACUUUCCUAAUUUAUUAAAAACAUGGCCUUGGCAGUUAUUUUUCCAUCAUCGAGAAAGAGAGAGACAGAGAGAAAAAUAGUAACUUAUCCUUCCUAUUCAAAAGUUUAUAGUUUACGGAGAUGGAUGACAUAAAAAUGUAAACGUCUCCACACACACACAAAAAUGUCUUAACCAACCGAAAAGAAAAAACAAAGAAAAGGAUUUGUAUUAAAUCUUAUUCUGUAUAUUUAAUGUAGCAUUUUUGUAUUUAAAUUGAUAAUUCAAUAUCUUUGAAGUAAAUUAUGAAAUCAAGACACCUGUACAGGCAUUUAAUGUUUUUUGUAAUAUAAAUAUAUACAUUUGUGUUUCCCUCAAAACUGUUUCAUAGUUUAAAAAAUACAAGUUUAAUUUAAUUUUUUACACCUAUUGAUUUUUUUUUCUGGGUAUGAGCUAAAGUAUUAUUGCAGAAAGGAAACAGGUUAUACUCUUAGAUUUAAAAAAGUAAAAGAAACUGCAGCCGCCUUUGUAAAAUGCAAAAUAUUUAAUUAAAAGAGAUUUUAACAUAAUCAGAGCCACUCAUUACUUUUUAGAACCUUCAAUAAACUGUCCAUUGCCUUGGUCAAAA